Molecule: messenger RNA, 575 nt
Organism: Zootermopsis nevadensis
Lineage: Eukaryota; Metazoa; Arthropoda; Insecta; Blattodea; Termopsidae
Source: RefSeq, a predicted model, not a curated record
UGUAUUGUUUCUCGCAGAGAAUGAGAGUGUCAACGCAGAACAAUGUUUCCGUGCGACACGGUCCUGAGGCCAAGCGGUGCGGACACUUGAUAAAAGAACGCUCCACGCCACGUCACAUGUCACACUGUACUGUGCGCGUCUACGACUGUUUUGCUAACAAGAUGGCGGCAGUGCGGGGAUUCGGAACAGUUCUGCUGCUCUGUGUGGUCGUGGCUGAGGUCGCCAUGCUGGCGACUGAGGUGUACGACGGGACGGCCACGAGGACUCGUGGACAGGGACGGGCACCCAACGGAAGACGGAGACAGCAGGUCUUAAAGGAGCAGAACAGAGCCGUGUCUUUCGUCCAGACAGCUCGAAGGAGACGGCCAGGUGUAGGACUCAAGCCUGAACUGAACGAGACGCUCGGACCCACAACUGUUGAGCGCGACGGGAGAUUUUUAGCCACAUGUGGUCAGAAUACCAAGGAGAACUGCACCUACUUCGUAAACCAAGGUUACCCGGGACCCUAUGAUGGUACGGGAUCCUGUCAACUUACUAUCAACAAGGCACAUCCUGACAUCUGUCAGUUCAGGUAG